This is a messenger RNA of Mucor mucedo, 1077 nucleotides long. RefSeq names its product S-adenosyl-L-methionine-dependent methyltransferase. The transcript has 4 exons. Gene Ontology annotation, molecular function: methyltransferase activity. NCBI's taxonomy places the organism in Eukaryota, Fungi, Mucoromycota, Mucoromycetes, Mucorales, Mucoraceae. The coding region runs from base 36 to 995 and encodes 319 amino acids. The record is from RefSeq and is a predicted model, not a curated record.
UUUUUUUUUUUUCAUAUAUAUUUGUCAUUGUUUAAAUGGGAAAUCAACUUUCGAAAAGGAAGAAAUGUGUUGACAGUAAAAGUGCAAGUACUUCAACGAAAUAUACCUCAGACAGUUUCAACAAUGGGUCAGCAUUGUCAUCUUGCGUUUCCAAAUAUGCACAAGAAGUCUUUCCACACACAACGUCAGAAGCAGGCCGACAACAGGGCGAGCAUUAUUUAUUAAAACACGUUUUUCAAACAAGUCACUUUGCACCAGUGAACGAGAUAUUAACAAAAGAAGAUUCCAAAGUGCUUGAUAUUGGUUGUGGUGUUCAUGCCUCUUGGCUUUUAGACAUGGCCAAUGAUUUCCCAAAUUGUAAAUUUACAGGCAUCGACAUUAUCCAACCAUUUACGCUUGAAACAGACACAGAUUCGAUAGGACAUAUACCCGCCAAUUGUCAAUUAGUGAAAUUGGAUGUAUUUGAUGGGUUUUCCUUCCCAGAUAAAUCUUUUGAUUUUGUUCAUCAAAGAAUGAUGCAGAUAGUUUAUCCCGGUGAUAAAGUAUCGUGGAUGUUUGCCGAAAUGUUACGUUUGACAAAGGAUAACGGUUGGAUCGAGCUGGUGGAACUUGACUCUGCUCCAAAACGUGCUGGUCCGAUCUUUGCUAAAGUUUUUGUUGCACUCAGGGCGCUUAUGACGGAUAGACUGGGUCGUCUGCUUACAGGAAGUUCUAUUGCGAGAAAAAUGGAUCAAAAUGGAUUACUAGACGUUACUACAGACUAUGGCUCUGCGCCUGUCUGCUGGGGUGGCUACGUCGGAAAGUUAGUGUACGAGGAUUUGCUUGUAUUCUUCAAACAUCUGGGCCCCAGUAUUUUCGGCUAUUUAGAUUUAGGGGAUGAGUUCAAUGAAGAAGCUUACGAUGCAUUAUUAGACAGUGCGUUUGAUGAAUGUGUCGAAUAUCAGACAUUUUUAAAUAUUAGAUGGGUGUACGGUAGAAAACCUGCUUCUUCUUAAUAUAGAAUUAUAUAUUCUCUCAAUGUACAUAAUAAAGUGUUAUUUCUUGUCCUACAGGAUGACGCGCGCUUACAAGCGUCCC